This is a messenger RNA of Dendrobium catenatum, 1813 nucleotides long. Its product is annotated as legumain. The transcript has 10 exons. Gene Ontology annotation, molecular function: cysteine-type endopeptidase activity. Gene Ontology annotation, biological process: vacuolar protein processing. The record is from RefSeq and is a predicted model, not a curated record. NCBI's taxonomy places the organism in Eukaryota, Viridiplantae, Streptophyta, Magnoliopsida, Asparagales, Orchidaceae. Bases 115 to 1662 code for a protein of 515 amino acids.
CAAAACAAGGCUUAACGUUACAUAACGCUCAUAUAAAGCCUGAAUCUUCUCCCUCACAAGCGGCAACUGACGCGUUCCUGAUACUCAGCAGCCCUUGUCUUACUUUCUCCUCCAAUGGACCUUAACGCAUUUGCCGCCGCAGCAACUGAGGAAGACGACGACGAUCCACACCCAACUGAAUUUCCCAAAGGAGCCACCUUUUCCCCUUUUUCUCUCAUCGAAAUGUUUCCGGCAGCUGAAUGCGUCCUCUGUUUCGUUCUGCUCUUUGCGCUCGCACUGCCCCGCGCAUUUGCCGAGGGAACACGAAUGCCAAUGAAGGAAGACUCCACCGACGAGUUUGAUUCCAGCACGCGGUGGGCGGUGCUAGUCGCCGGUUCUUCCGAUUACGGAAACUAUAGGCAUCAGGCAGAUGUGUGUCACGCGUACCAGUUGUUGAGAAAAGGGGGAUUGAAGGAUGAGAACAUAGUGGUGCUUAUGUACGAUGACUUGGCGAAUAGUUCGCUUAAUCCGAGGCCUGGUGUAAUAAUUAAUAAUCCCAAGGGUGAGGAUGUGUACGCGGGUGUCCCCAAGGAUUACACUGGUGAUUAUGUCACGGCAAAGAAUCUAUAUGCAGUUAUCCUCGGUAACAAGAGUGCAAUUAAAGGAGGAAGUGGCAAAGUUGUUAAUAGCAAACCCAAUGAUAGGAUAUUUAUCUAUUACACUGAUCAUGGAGGCCCUGGAGUUCUUGGAAUGCCAAACGGGCCAUUGGUCUAUGCUAAAGAUUUUAUAGAUGUACUAAAGAAGAAACAUAAAUCCAACGGCUACAAAGAAAUGGUUAUCUAUGUGGAAUCAUGUGAGAGUGGCAGUUUAUUUGAAGGAUUGCUUCCCAAUAACCUAAGUAUAUAUGUUACAACGGCUUCCAAUUCAGUAGAGAGCAGUUGGGGAACAUAUUGCCCAGGGAUGGAUCCCCCUCCACCUCCUGAAUAUCAUACCUGCCUUGGAGAUUUGUAUAGCGUGUCUUGGAUGGAGGACAGUGAUAACCACAAUCGAAGGAACGAAACGGUUAAAGAACAGUAUAAGAGGGUGAAGGCAAGGGCCUUAAAUUUAAAAGAUCGUCACCCAGGAUCACAUGUGAUGGAAUAUGGAACUACAACCAUCAGGAAUGAAAAGUUGUAUUUGUACCAAGGCUUUGACCCCUUUAAUUAUAAUGCCAGCAAAAAAUCUCUUCAGAGCAGCUUCAUAACACCAGAGGUUGUAACCCAGAGAGAUGCUGAUCUUCUCUUCAUGUGGAAAAUGUAUGAAAGGUUAGACAACAGGUCAAAGAAAGAAGAAACUCUCAAGGAGAUCACAGAGACGCUCAAUCACCGUUUGCAUCUAGAUAACAGCGUUGAUUUCAUUGGAAAGCUCAUAUUUGGAGCAGUGAAAGGUCCCUCCAUCCUCGCUGCUGUCAGACCCUCUGAUGUCCCAUUGGUCGACGACUGGAACUGUUUGAAAGUCAUGGUUCGAGUCUUCGAGUCCCACUGUGGCUCGCUCACCCAGUAUGGCAUGAAGCACAUGAGAGCUUACGCCAACAUUUGCAACAAUGGCAUCUCAAAGGAAGCCAUGGAAGAUGCUUGUAGUACUGCUUGUGGAGGUUAUAACUCUGAAAAAUGGAGCCCUUUGAGGCGUGGCUACAGUGCUUAAGCAUGGAGAGCUAGGAAUUAAAGCUUCCUAUGCUUGUGCUCUUGCUGUUAAGAACACAGCUUUGGAGGAUUGUGUGAACUGUGAGUUUCUAGAUUAAAAGCCUGUGAACUACAGCAAAAAAAUAAAAAUAUAUAUAUUAUGCACAUAUAUA